Messenger RNA from Pediculus humanus corporis (human body louse), 10284 nucleotides. RefSeq names its product vacuolar protein sorting-associated protein, putative. The transcript has 51 exons. NCBI's taxonomy places the organism in Eukaryota, Metazoa, Arthropoda, Insecta, Psocodea, Pediculidae. Gene Ontology annotation, biological process: protein retention in Golgi apparatus; protein targeting to vacuole. The record is from RefSeq and is a predicted model, not a curated record. Gene Ontology annotation, cellular component: extrinsic component of membrane. The coding region runs from base 1 to 10284 and encodes 3427 amino acids.
AUGUUCGAAGGAUUUAUAGCGAGAAUAUUUAAUAAAUGGUUGGGAAAAUACGUACAAGAUUUAGAUACGGAAAGUUUAAACGUUGGCAUAUUCGGAGGAGAAGUUAAUUUAAAUAAUUUAAAUCUUAAACCGGAAGCAUUGGUCGAUUUGGAAUUACCAAUCGAAGUUAAAUAUGGUAUCAUUGGAAAAAUAAACGUCAUCAUUCCAUGGAACAGUUUAUCCAGUCAAGCAAUUGUCGUUAACGUCGAGGAUGUUUUAAUUGUGGGCACGUCAUGCGAUUCGGAUAAUUAUUCAAUCGAAAAAGAAAAAAAAUUAAUAAGAGCAUUCAAAAGAAAAAUAUUAAAAGAUUUGGAUAGUUAUAAAAAUAUAUUUGGAUUUACGACGGGUUCGUUAUUCGAUGGUUUUUUAACGGCUUUAACGAACAACAUACAAAUAUUCAUACGUAAAAUACAUAUUAGAUUCGAAGAUAAAUAUUGUUGUAACGGUAUCGUUUCCGGUCUUUGCAUAGAAUGUUUAUCGACGGAAACAACAAACAGCAAAUGGAAACCUCACGUUCAAUCAACCGGAAAUUCGACUAUACAUCAAUUGGUUAAACUCGAUGCUGCUUCUUUAUAUUUAAAUGUCGAAACGGAUGUCAAUGAUUUUCUCAAUGUCGAUAAUUGGCGGGAAAAUUUAAAAGAAGGUUUAAGAACGUUUAAAAUAAAUGGAAAACCAUUCGAUUUUGUCGUUAAACCUUUUAAUGGAAAAAUGAAAAUUAUAUUGAGUCGUUCGAAAGAAGCCAGAGUACCUAAAUUAUUAGUCGAUUUAGUCAUUCACGAUAUUGUUUAUAAUUUAUCAAGAGCUCAAUUGCAUUCCAUUGUUGCAUUAUUUAAUCACUUUCGAAGAAUUCAUUUGAAAAGGCCGUAUUUAAAUAUUCGACCAAAUUGUAACGUUAAUAAAAAUGCAAGGAUUUGGUGGAAAUAUGCAUUGGAAGCCAUUUUGCAACAGAGAAUCAGACCUUAUCAAUGGAAAAACAUAAAAAAACAAAGAAAUAAUUAUAAAAAUUAUAAAAAUUUGUAUAAAAAAUUUAUACUUAAUCCUGGAGAUUCGGAACUUCGUCUCGAUUUGGCACAAGCAGAAGAUAAUCUUUCUUUAUGUAGUUUGGUCAUAGCUAGAGAACAUGCAAAAAUUGAAAUAAAAAACGAAGAUCCGGAUAAAAUAGAAAUAAUUACCGAGAGUGGUAAAUGGUGGGAUUUUAACGAAAACGUUGUCAAAUUUCAAAUUCGAUCCGAUAAGUUAAAAGGUCUUUGGUCUCAAUUAUCACCAACGGAAAGAUUAAAAUUUGACGAAAUUAAAAAAACCGAUAUUAAUAUUUCUCCGGAAAAGGCUAAAAAAUAUAUAGAACAUAAGAUUAAUUUUACUAUUCAUCAUAUUUCCGGAAGUAUUUUUAUACGGGGAACGGAAAUAGGUUCGUUAAGUUUAAGUCAAUUUCUCAUAAGUUUUGAAACUCGUCCAGCAGCCGAUGCAUUUAAAUUAUCCGUACGAGCAGAUAGUUUGAAUUUCGAAGGUGCCACGACAGGAGAUCAAGGAUUGGCGCCAAUAAUCAAUUCGAAACCUAAUUCGGGAAAUUCUUUCAUAUGUUUCGAUUUUGAAAAAAAUCCGUUGACCGUGGAAGCAGAUUAUGCCGUAUCUUUUAUAUUAGCGGAAUUAUGUGUAAUUUAUCACGAAGUAAGGAUAGGUCUCACUCAAAAUUUAUUUAAAAAUAAUAUAAAAAAAUAUUACGAUAAUUUUAUAAAAUUUAAAAAUUUAAUAACGACGCGACAAAUUAAAAUUGAUGUUAACAUGUGUGUAAAAGGCCCUCGUAUUGUUAUCGGAGAAAAUGGAUCCUGUCAAAAAAACGAUUACAAUUUGAUAUUAGAUUUAGGUAAAUGGGUUUUACACACGGAUCUUCAACCGCCAUUUAUUUUAGAUGACGUCACACAAAUGGAAUUAGAGGAAAAACUUUACGAUCGUCUUCACGUUAACAUGGAAGGUUUUCAAAUACUUUUCUGUUCAUCAGGUGAAAAUUGGCAACAUUUAUUGGAAUCUAACGAAACUGUUCAUCACGUCAUUUCGAAAACUAAAAGUCAAAUAGUUUUUUCAAAUAGUAUUAAACCCGAAUAUAAAUCUUUACCCAAAACGAAAACAAAUUUUCUCCUUCAUACGAUUAAAUUAAAUCUAUCGGAUAAAAAAUUAGUUUUCCUUUUAGACUUUUUAGAAAAUAUUCCACAUCCGACUUGUACCAUUUUAUCCGUUGUUCCCGUUCUCAGAGAAACGGAAUUUAAAAAUGACGUCAUUAAACCUGACGUUUUAUUAGAUUUGUAUUACAUAAAAAAUUUGGUCGUAUCCAGCGAACUUUCCAGACAGAGGACUCCGGAUAAUUCAGAAAGUUUGGUUAUGAAUUUAAGUGCUUCUGUUGGUAAUUGGUCAUCGAUUGACGUCAGCGAUGACGACAUAGAACUUUGGGCUAGAACAGUAGAUUUACCCGGUUUCGAUGAUAAUAUAUCACCAAAUAACGUAAUCACGUCAUUAUUAAGAGUCAUCGUGAAAGAGAUAAUAAUAGUAUUGAACAGAUCGAACGACUCGGGUGAUCGUCCCUACGUAAUGGGAAGAAUAGCAAAAUUUCAAUUGGAUUCUGCUUUUAUGAAUUACGGACCUGCAAUACAAAUAACACUCGGUGGAAUACAAUUGAUCGAUAAAAUACAUUUAGGACCUUCAGGAGAAUAUUUAGAAAUAAUAUCGACCAUUGGUGACGUUGAUUUUAUUUCGUUAUUGUACAGAAAAGUUCGAUCCGAUUGUCCCGAUUUUAGAACUCAUUUUCAUUGUGUCGAACAAUCAUUAAUUUUAGAUAUCGGGUAUUUAUCGGUAAAUCUUCACAGGGAAGCCAUAUUGACAUUUACUAAAUAUCUUCAAUAUUUAUAUAAAAAAAUAGCUCAUCGUGAAAUAUUUAAUUUAUUUAAAAAUUUCAAACGGUUUCGUACGUUUUUAGAAAAUUUCGACAAUUCUUACGAUCCACCGAUUCCUCCCGGCGCCAUUAAAUUUAGUUAUUCGACUCAUUUAACCGAAUUUCGUUUAAAAUUGUGCGAUACCGAUUUAGAAUUUUUAGAAUUUAAAUUGAAAGGAUUCGAAAGCGAUUGCAUGUUUAAAGCCAACGAAAGAAUGAUUCUUCGAGGGUAUUUAGCAUUUGUUUCGUUGGAUGAUCUUUCUGACAUAACACUUUAUCCGAAGAUAAUAUCCGUCGAAGAAGAUAGGGUUAUGGAAUUUAAAUACGUGAGACACAGUCCUCGAUUGUAUAACAAAGGAUUGGGCGGAGGAAAAGAUGAUGUUCAAGCCGACGGAAGUUUAAAAUUUAUUUUAGAAAGAAUCAAUUGCGUGGCCGUUUAUAAAACUUUUGUUGAUUUGCAGCAUUUCGUCGAACCGAUAAUACCGAUCGGAAUGAUUUGGUCUUUUACCGAAUUUUUUCGUAAAUGUUUUGCAAUUCAAAUGAAUCAAUUCAAAGGAUGGAACGCUCGUCUUCAUCUUUCUCUUAAUUUACAUCUCCCGAUACUUUUACUACCGCAAAAAUCAAUAUCGCCAAAUUUACUCGCAUUCAAUUUGGGAGAUUUAAACGUUGAAAAUUUUUUCAAAGAACUUUCCGGAUACAGUUCGAAAGAUGGAACGAUGAACGUGAUUGACAAUAUACUACUCAAGCUAGAUUCGAUUUCCCUACACAGAGCUUUGAUGUCUCUACCCGGAAAAUUAGAAGUGCAGGAAAAUAUUUUAGAACCGAUUCAAGCUAAAUUCGAUAUGAAACGUUUCGUCGGAGGUCCUAAAAUAAUAGAAUUUCCUCUGUUUGAAAUAUUUGGAACGUUAGAAUCCGUUAAAAUAUCAUUCGGGCAAAAAGAUUUGCUCACGUUUUUAUCAGUUUGGCAGGAUAAUAUAAGCGAUAAGAAAUUUUUGGAACCUUCCUGGUGGAUGAAAAGUGUUUCCCCGAUCGACGAAAGAACUCCCAUUGAAAACGAUGAUUUAUUUUUGAGAAAACUUCAAGUUUUUUUAAGUCACAGCGACGCAUGUAGAAAAGACGUACAAAUAAAAUUCGUUAUCGAUUCGAUAAUAAUCGAUUUGUAUAAUGACAUGGGUGAAGUUAUCAGUUCUCCUAUAAGAGAUUUAAAUCACGGACUUUGCAGACUUACUCUAACGGAAUCAUCAUUAUUUUUGGAAAAAUAUUAUGACGGUAGCAUGGAAGUAACGUUUACGUUACAAAGUUGUCUUUUGGAAGACAUACGAACGGAUGACGCAGUUUUAGAAAAAAAAGUGUUUCAGUCUUACCAAGGAGGAAAUAGAAAAUACGAUGAAACGAUAUCAAUUUCGACACCUCCGAUUGUCGAUGUCAUAUAUAAACAAACUCAAAAAGGUGACAGAAGAGUGGACGUACUCAUCGAAAAAACUCGUAUGAAUUUAACCGUUUCUUUCGCGGCAGCUUUUUCUAAAUUUGCCAUCGAUGCGAUACCGGUUAAACAAAGCGAAGGAGGAUUUAUAAAUCAUGGUUACGUUGGAGAUUUGGUACAACAGAAAAAUUUAUCAAACGAUUUGAAAAUAUUUCAACCGUUUCUCAGUACUGAUAGCACAAGUGGUUUUUACUCAUCAACUACUUCUUGUACCACGGAUGAUCAAAAUGGACUAUCUUUAUCUUUGCAAUUUCGGAAACCUGAAAUAAUAUUAUUAUCAACUGAUUCGUUCAAAAAUAUUUCUGCCAUAUUGUUUCGUUGCGAACUGUUAAUCGAUUGGAGUAAAAGAAGAGGUCGCGAUGAAUUGGUUGUUACACUUGCCGGUCUUCAAGCUUGGUCAAAAUGUUUUUCAGGACCGAUAAAAAUUAAACAAAAACCAACAACCCUUUUGAGUCAGUGUGAUAUUGAAAUAUCUCGCAUAGCCAAAAACAUGGACGAUGGUUUGAAAAUAGAAGUUAAAGUCAGUCCCAUCGAUUUACAAAUUGCUGUUUCUACUUUGGCUACAAUAGCACAAAUAAUUCAAGAAUUAAGAACGACAUCUUUUUUCGAUGUCGUACACGAAAGUGAAGAUUUGUGGUCGCCUAAAAAAAUUUCAUCUUAUUGUGAAGCUGAUAUAUGCGGUGAGAAGCCAUUUUUAUCACAGAAACCUUCAUUUCCCAUUGGAAGACCGGCUGAAAGUUUAUCCAUUAAUAUUGGCCGUAUAAAAUUAUUACUUUACGCAUCGCAGGGUGCAUACAAGAAGCCAUUGUUGUUAACGGAAACGUCUUUCAAAUUAAUCGCUUACGAUUGGUCAACGUCAAUAAAUUUAAAAGGGGAAAUCGAGGUUCAAGUGGCAUAUUUCAACGAAGAAAUCGACGUGUGGGAACCCUUUAUCGAACCCUGUUACGAAGGAUUUGAAAAAAAACCGUGGAAACUCGUUUUUCACACAUUUCAGGGAAAAUCAUUUCCCAUAUCUCCCCACGUUAAUUUUCAAACGGAAAUAAAUAAAAAUAAAGAAAGGAAAAUUUCCAAUCCGACGGAUGAUGUUUUAGAUAGCGAUACUUCCGGCGAAGAAUCCGAUCAAGAAAUGAUUUUUUUAAGAAGGCGUAAUUUCGAUAAUUAUCCAACGACAACAACCAAAAGGCAAAAUUGUAAAAAAAACCUUUGUCAAGUUAUGUCGUUUUCGUGCGGUGAUUCGUCAGAUUCGGAAAAUGAAAAUGGAGCUUUUGAAAAAUUACGUAACGCCGUUGAUCAUUUAUUUACUGGUACCAACAGCGAUAGAGACGGAAGCGAAUCUGCAGAAUCAAGCGCGACAGAAGAAGAAACGGAAGAGUUAGAAGUCGAAACCGAAGAAGAAACAAAUAGUAAUAGAAGUAACGGACAAGGAAGAGCCGUUUUUCUUAAAAAACAUUCUGAUUCUGUAGAUUCGGGUUUGGAAACGGAAGCUGUUGAAAGAUUGGCAAUUCACGUGAUUUUACAUUCUAAAAAUAAAUUAGAACUCACGCUCACUCCACAAUCUGUUAAAAUAUUUAAAGAAAUAUCAAAUGCAUUUUCCGAAACGCCAUUUUUUCCAUUGUUUUCAAUACCGAACGAAGGAGCAACUGUAAAAAAUCAUUUAGGCCCACGGAGUGUUGUGACGUUACUCGUAAAAUCGUCGAAUUCGAAUAAAGACAAACCUUUAAUUGUAUCAAAAUACGAUUCGGAAAAUUCUCCAUCAAGCUCUCCAGAAAGUUUAAGAUCUUAUCAAAGUCCGACAGCAUCUGAUAACGAAUCGGAUUUUGGAAGCGUUGAUAAAGUCAACGAAUUGGAAAAUUUAGAUUUUGUUUUUAAAUAUCCACAAAAAACGGUUACACAACUUUAUAAUAGAGUCACAGACUAUAAACUUUUAAUUCAAGUACCAGGUUUCAACGACUUAAACGUAGUGGCACCAUCAAUGAGUUGUAAUAAAUUACAUACUUUAUUACCGACAAGAAAUCAAACGAGGUAUCAUUUAUUACUGUCAACCGCGUGUCGUUUCAGAAUAAGAAAUUACGUUCUCAGCAGUCCCUUAAGGAUAUUAAAUUCCACAUCGUACGCGAUUGAAAUUUAUUAUAAUAAAAGCGUGAUAGAAGCAUUGGGUGAAAUCAUAAUUGGAGAAGCAACGAAUCCGUUUGGAGAUUUGAUAAGAUUGUCCGUGAUAGAACCCGAUGACACGUAUAACAUCCCACUGUUCGUAGCUUAUCAUAGCAAAUUAUAUAUAGCACCCGCACACGUCAGUGAUUACCACGUGAGCGAAAAUAGCAUAUCGUGGCAGGAAAUAAUGACGGAUGUUGGAACAUCUAAAAAUUUAUACUGUCAAUCAAAACAAGAAAAUGAUCCGAACGUGUUUUCCGUGAAGGCUUGUUGCGAUGAUAAUAUAAAUAUAACUAAUAAUCAAAGAUCGUUAUCCGAUUGUACGAUUCGUUUACUUCCCACGUUAUUAAUACUAAACAUUUUACCAUAUGCGAUCGAGAUAAAACUCUCGAGUAUCAAUUAUGAUUUUAGAAUAGAAGCUGGAGAUGAGACGAAUGUUUAUUCGUUGGAUUUAAGAAAACCACAAAAAAUUAUCAUGGAGAUUUCAGAAUAUUUAGGCUUACAUUGGACGGGUUCUUUUAAUUUAACCGGAGAUGUAGAAGAAAAAAUUGUCACCAUGAUAACGGAACAAGAUACGGAUGGCGGAAAUAAACAACUUUUGUUAAAUUUAUUAAUAACUCGUACGCCCAACGUAACAAUCACAGUAUAUUCAUCUUAUUGGUUGAUAAAUAAAACGGGACUUCCCCUUCAAAUAAGAGUAAAUAACUCAUUGGGUUCAUUGACGGAUAGCAUUUUGGAAUGGGUCGGUGAAGGGCCUUUACUAUUUAGUUUUCGUAAACAAAGAAGACAUUGCGUUAGAAUAAGAGCUUUUAGUUCUUCGUGGUCGUCUGCAUUUUCUCUGGAUGCAUCAGGUUGCAGCGGUUUGGUCAUUUGCAAGAAAAGACGUUAUAGAAUAUUAGUUAAAUCUAAUCUUUCUCAAAUAAAUCCAAAAUUAACGAAAAUUAUAACGUUUCUUCCAAAUUUUAUCGUUACCAAUUCUUGUAGAAAACAUCUUCGUUUUAUGGAAGAUAACGAAAAGGCGGAUUUAUGGGUAGAUAUAGCUCCUGGACAGUUUUUACCAUUUUGGCCGGAAACGGAUACAAUGAGAAUGUUUGUUAAAUUUAGAGAUAGUAAACACAUUUCUCAAAAUAUUCCAUUUAGUAUAACACACACGACUGUUUUGAGAAUGGAUAAGGGAGAAACGGAACCGGAAGUUUACGAAGUUGAGUUUAUAUUACAGUGUGGAAUCACGGUUAAAGUAACGGGAAACGUCGAUGAACCGUUUUACAUAAAUUUUCAAAAUUAUCAACCCGGCGACGCUCCCGUUCGAAUCGACAAUCAAUGCGAAGAUUUAUUUUUAAAAUUUCAUCAAAAGGAUUCGGGACAAGUUGUUUUGUUGAAUCCUUAUCAGUCACUCUUGUACACGUGGGAUGAUCCGUGCAAGGAAAGAACUCUUUUGUGGAACGUUUACAAUAAUAAGGGAAAAGAUUUUUGCGUUCCGUUUUGGAAAGAUGGUUUCGGAGAGGAAAAAGUCAGUUUUCACGUCGUUCGAAAAGGUCAAUCGUUACCGAAUGAUAAUAAUAAUAAACAUGCAUCUAAAUCAAUGGAACGUGAUAAUAGUAGUUCGAGUGAUGAUUCAGAAGGAGAAAUCGCACAAUCGGAGUUCGUUAGAAAAACUAGGAAAGAUAAAAUAAUUGUGUACUGGGCGAGUUAUUUAAACGAUCGUCAAAGAGUUUUAUUAUUAACUCAAGAUGAAAGAUUGGCAAAAAGGAUGAAGAGAAGUUUGGACGCUGAGAGAAGUCAUUUAGAACUUUUCGUAUCCUUUGACGGAUUGGGUAUAUCACUCAAAAAAAUUCCGAGAGAAUUAUGUCACGUGAGUUUAUCAGAUUCUGCAGCACAAUGGGAAAUAACGGUUGCACACAAAUGGAAAGUCGUGGCGUUAGAAUUAUCUUCUUGGUUGGAGGAUAAAUACAAACAGGGAUUAACAAAAGCUCAAAUAAAAGAUUAUAUACACAUCGAUUUUGAAAAAAUGCAAAUGACUAAACCAUUUUUCGGGGAAAUAAGAAGAAAACAUCGUCCGGCAAUAUGGAUACAAUAUCGGAGAUCUAAACACAUGUCUUUAUUUCAUUUUCAACUUCACAGAUUGCAAAUCGAUAAUCAAUUAUACGAUGCCGAAUUUCCAACCGUUUUAUUUCCGGUUCCUCCUCCCACAACAUCAUCAUCUAAAUAUUAUCCGAAACCGGCAUUCGAAAUGGGUUAUCUUAAAAAAUACAAUCGAGGUUGUAACGACGUUUAUAAAUUUGUUAAAUUCGUCGUGCAAGAGCAUAGAUUGCAGCUGGAAAAGUGUUGGAUAACGGAAAUGAUUGAUUUUUGGAGGCUGUGGAAAAAUAAAUUAAAUAAUUGUGAAAAUAUUCGUCAUGAUAUUUCUCUCGUUCAUUUACCCAUAUAUGUAAAAUCUAAUUCGGAUGAAUGCGAUGAAAAAAUGUUUGAAUAUCUUCAUUGCUCACCGAUUAAAUUACAAAUAACGUUUUCAUCAUCACAAACCGAACAAGAAUAUAAAGAAAAUAAUUGUCAUCCAUUAAUAGAUUAUUUAUUUUACGCCAUGACGUCAUCAUUCACACAAGAAAAACCGAUAACUUUAAAAUUGUUGUGUUUCGAAACAAUCGGACAACAUUGUAGUAAAGAAUUUGUAUGGAAUCAAGGUUUACAAUAUUUUAAAUCACAAUUAUGUCAACAAUUACACGUGUUGGUCAUGGGAAUAAACGUGUUAACAAAUCCUUAUUCACAAUAUUUGGAUUUUUCCGAUGAUAGUCAUCCACUUUUUUACGAACCUUAUUUGGAAAAUACGGGAGUACCGGAAGAAUUUUCCGAUAAUAUAAGUAACGGAGCAUUGGGACUUUUGGGACACGAAACGGAAGGAUCAAAAGAAACGGAAACAUUAUUUGCCAUGUACCUUGGAACGGCACUGCAAACGGUUAUACAUUCGAAUAAAGAAACGAAAAAAAAUAAUUUUUCAUUCGAAGAGAAUAGGGAUUUACCCGAUUUCAUAAUACGAUCCAAUUCAAAUUUUUUUUCCAUAUGUACUUUAGCAUUAUCGGGUGUUAUUAUGAAACACAAACAAGGUACGGGUCCUCUUCAAGGUGUCGAAAAUUUUUUCAAAGGACCCGGUAAAGGUUUGAUGGGAUUAAUGACAAAAUCACACGGUGAAAUAUUCAAUUGUUUGGAUUUGAUUGAUGACGGAAUGAAAAGGGCGAUGGAAAUGGGAGAAAACGUCUUGAGCAGAAUCAAAUUACCCCGAUACGUUAAUCCAGUUUUAGGUUUGAGACCUUUUCAAGGUCACGAAGCCAGAGGACUCAACCUUUUGAACCUUUUAUCUCGCGGUCUUUACAGCGAUGACAUCUACUGGGCUCACGCAUCUCUCACAACGGAAUCCAAAACCAUAUUACUUAUUACUUUGCAGCACAUAUUAUUAAUUGGAAAAUAUAAAUUAUGGGGACCCUAUGAAAUAAUAUGGGCGUUGAAAGUGGAUGACGUCAUGUCUGUACCUUCGAUACAAGACAAUAAAUUAAUAUUUAAUACCAGACAGGAGGAAAAUGUGACAAGAGCUUGGAACGAUGAGAAAAGCGCUUGCAGUCACGAUAAAGCUCUUCUUCAAUGGCUUAAAAAUCAAAUUGAAGCUGUUUUAAUUCUCAGUAUGGAACAUAAAUAA